CUCAGUGUACCACUGGGUGGAGAUGAGGACCAAGAUGCGGCUGCUGGGGUUCCGGGGGGCGGCGGUGAAGCCCCUGAACGAGGAGGCGGCGGCCGAGCUGGGGGCAGAGCUGCUGGGGGAGGCGCUGGUCUUCGGGGUCGGGGGGCUCUGCCUCUACCUCGAGUACCUGCGGCAGGCGGGGCAGAGCCGGCGGCGCGAGGAGCACCUGGAGCAGACCCUGAGCGACCUGCGCCGGGACAUCGAGGGGCUCCAGAGGGACCUGGACGAGCUCAGGGGACACGGGGGGCAGGGGCG
Corapipo altera (White-ruffed manakin) is the source of this 294-nucleotide messenger RNA. RefSeq names its product optic atrophy 3 protein homolog. Gene Ontology annotation, cellular component: mitochondrion. The record is from RefSeq and is a predicted model, not a curated record. The annotation marks the transcript as partial. Gene Ontology annotation, biological process: regulation of lipid metabolic process. NCBI's taxonomy places the organism in Eukaryota, Metazoa, Chordata, Aves, Passeriformes, Pipridae. The transcript has a single exon.